CUUACAUUCCGCUUUCCCACUCCAUUUACCCCGCUUCCUCCCCGCCACCCACAUCGUCUCUCCUACCCGCCACAUAUAUACUUAACUCACACAUCUACGCCUUUUCCUUCCUUCUUUCGCUUCUUGAUUCUUUCUCCGACGGGCCUUAUCAGUCUCAUCAUGCCCACUUCCCCGAAACGGUCCCGCUCUGAGAAUGACAUCCUUGUCCCUCUUCCCAAUCCCUCAACCUUCGGCAGCUCGUCUCGUAACUCUCUGGCUCCUUCCACGUCCACGCAGCCACCAUCUGCUCUCCCUGUCACACGACGUCAAGCACUGACGCGCUCGCGUUCAACCUCAUACAACGUGUCCUCUCGUGGCGUGACCACUCGUCGUAACUGCGCUUUGUCAGCUUCAUCCUCCGUUCCCAACGUCGGCUUGCCUUCUGGCUCCCUGAUCGGUAAUGGGGAUGGCCUUGGCCUUGGCAUUACUAUUCUUCCUUCUAGGUCGCGUAUGACGGGCACAGGUAUGCUUCUGCGAACACAAUCUACGCCUAUGUUAUCUACGACGUCCCAAGCGUCCUUAAAAGCCGUAGCCGCCGGUGCUGACUCAAGCGGAUGUGUUGAAAAGUCCGAAAAAGAUGGUUUCGACUAUACGAGACUACGUAGAGGAAAGGAGAAUAUUCCUCCCAAGAAGAAUGAAGAAAACGACGACGACGCGCCGAGAAAGAGGCUCAGGAUAACUAGUCGAAGUAGCUUCAGUGACGCGUCUGGGAGGCGAAGGAGUGGUAGUGUUGUCAGCGUAAGGAGUGAAACCAGUGGUGGUCGACAUGGUUCACUAGCUCCUUCUACGUCCUCUUCUUCCAUUUCUUCUUGGGCCACCGGCUAUUUCCCUUCUCCUAAUCCCAGUGAAUCUUCCUUUUGUACUAGCAACUCGGAUCUCCCAACUCCAUCUCGCGCACUUGAAAAGUCGUCUUCCAGCUCCGAAGUGCCCGAUACCCCGACCAAAUCACGCAUCAAUCAAGCCACUUGUCUGCUCACUCCUCCACCAUCUUCCCCGGAAUUUGCGACUGAAGUCAUUGCAAACUUCAAACCAGCUAGAGAAGCGAGUCCUUAUAAACAACUCAAGGCUGCUCUUCGUCUUUGCACCAUCUCUGGAUAUACCGCCAACGAUAUGAUUGUCGGCCGAGAAGAGGAGAAGGCUGCAAUUUCCCAAUACCUUUUUGAUGAGGAAAAUGACAAGGACGUUGGUAUGUACGUGUCAGGCCCUCCAGGAACAGGGAAAACCGCUUUGGUCACUGCUUUCGGCAGGCAAAAAGCCGAACAGGGAUGGAGAGUGGUUGAAGUGGGUUGUAUGGGCCUCAAAGUCAAUGACUUGUGGCCCAGGUUAGGAGACGAACUUGGUUGCGGGAAGACGGAGGAAGAGGUGACGAAGUUCGUAAAACUAAAUGCGUCGCAAAUCCUUAUAAUCCUGGACGAGGUUGACUCACUUAUGCCUCCAACUCCUUCCACAGUGCCUCCAGCUACUUCUCAUCUUUUCGCCAAGCUUUUUUCUCUUCCUUUUGGUUCGCCUAACACAAAGCUUAUUGCUAUCUCCAAUACCCUCGAUCUCACCAUCCGGGCCCGUCUUGUCCUUCCUAAUGGUCUUCAACCAUCCGUCCUUCCUUUCAAAGCCUAUGGUGCGCCAGAGAUAAGUAACAUCGUCAAUGCGCGUAUCGCCACCGCCAACAUCCAGGAUAUUAAGGUCGACUCAGCGGCCAUAACACUUCUCGGUCGAAAGGUGGAAGCCCAAAAUGGUGAUCUUCGAAUGUGCCUUGGAGUCCUCGGUUCGGCUAUCUCUCUCGCCGAGGCCGAAUGGAUAAAGAAACGCUCGCAAGCAGUCAAUGAUCCGUCCAGGAAGGUACCCAUGAUCAAGGUUGCCAUUCCCCAUAUCAUGAAAGCCCUGGCAUCUUAUACCGCCCAACUUCGUGCUUCUGCGGGAUCAUCUACUGGUUCAACUUCUGCAGCUGGCAAAAAGAUCAAAUCGGUUCAGCUGCAAGGCAAGAUGGUCCUUGUGGCGUUAUUGGUCUAUCUGGCUCGUUCAAGAGCUGGUAUGAAUGGCUGCCCCGCUCUUGGCACCACUGUUUCACCACCUGGCACCCCUGCAACUGGGUCCGACAUCCCAGUUGCCGCACUUUACGCUACUUACUCCUAUCUCCUUUCUCAGUCAUCUUCCCCCUUCCCUCCAGCCGCGGAAAGUGACUACCAGGAUCUGCUUUCCAAUCUUGAAACCUUGGGCUUGAUUAGUCUUCCGUCUGGCACUGGCAAGUGGGCUAAUAUGAGUACGAACAAAGUAGUGCUUUGCGUAAGGGAAGAGGAAGUGAAAGACGGUAUGGGCUUGUUGGAAGGACAGGAUAAAGGCGUAGGAGAGGAAGAAGUCAAGCGUAUUUGGGAGAGAGAGGUGGCCAAGGUUCAACGGGUGAAGCAGCGAUUGGGAGCGGGCGUCGAAUCAUGAUCAUUAAGCAUGUCCUUCGAAAUUAGUUUGGGACAUUUCAUGCCUAAUAAGUUAAUGUCUAAGUUGUCAAUAGUCUAUAUAGCUGUCAUGUAUAUGUGUA
Molecule: messenger RNA, 2569 nt
Organism: Cryptococcus deneoformans JEC21
Lineage: Eukaryota; Fungi; Basidiomycota; Tremellomycetes; Tremellales; Cryptococcaceae
Product: DNA clamp loader, putative
Exons: 3
Coding region: 160-2469 (769 amino acids)
Biological process (GO): mitotic DNA replication checkpoint signaling
Cellular component (GO): nucleus
Molecular function (GO): ATP binding; ATP hydrolysis activity; DNA replication origin binding
Source: RefSeq, a predicted model, not a curated record